Molecule: messenger RNA, 1617 nt
Organism: Solenopsis invicta (red fire ant)
Lineage: Eukaryota; Metazoa; Arthropoda; Insecta; Hymenoptera; Formicidae
Product: lipase 3
Exons: 8
Coding region: 126-1409 (427 amino acids)
Biological process (GO): lipid metabolic process
Molecular function (GO): hydrolase activity, acting on ester bonds
Source: RefSeq, a predicted model, not a curated record
UCUAGCGUUGUUUGUCAUAAACGAGAGAAACAAGCUCUGUUAUAUAUAAACAUCGUGCUUUUAAGAAAAUAGCCCACUUUUCUUUUGAUUUCAUCGGUUUUCAUCGAUCACGUCAUUCAACCAUCAUGUUGCUGGCGAUACUUUUCAUCUCUGUCCUCGUAUCCGUGAACGCUGGAAUUCUUGGUGGAUUGGCAGGUUUAAUACCGAAAUGGAAUCCAAUAGAUCGGAUACCACCAAUCCCGGAUCUGUUAUCACCCAAUAUUCCUGAAGAUGCACAGCUUACCACGAUGGAACUGAUUACCAAAAACGGCUUUGACGGUGAGCUGCAUAAAGUAACCACUCCCGACGGCUAUAUUUUGGAACUACAUCGAAUAACAGGAAAGAUUAAUUCUACCAAAUCAAAUGUACAGAAACCUGUUGCGUUUGUGAUGCAUGGUAUUCUGUGUGACUCAUCGUCUUGGGUUAUUUCUGGCCGUAAUAGAAGCUUAGCAUUUGUUCUGGCGGAUGAGGGAUACGAUGUGUGGCUCGGUAACGCGCGUGGUGGUCCAUAUGCUAAUACUCAUGUAAAUUCUACAGUAGAUCCAAACGUUUACUGGAACUUCAGUUGGCACGAAAUCGGCACGAUUGAUCUUCCAGCGAUGAUAGAAUAUAUUGCAAAGAGCACCGGCCGCAAAAAAAUGUUCUACCUAGGACACAGCCAAGGCACCACCACUUUCUUUGUCAUGGCAUCAGAACGACCUGAGUAUCAGGAUUAUAUCGAGGAGAUGUAUGCUAUGGCUCCGAUCGCAUACUGCGGCAGGUUGAAGAGUCCCUUUUUGCAGAUAGUGGCACAAUUCUCCGUGGGCAUCGACUAUGUUUGGGAUAUAUUUGGUUAUCACGAGUUCAAUCCUAAGAGCGACUUCAUAAAUGCAUUUGAACAAUUGGUAUGCUCGGAAAAAGCUUUUACCAGCCCAGUGUGCUCAAAUUCUAUGUUCCUGGUGUCUGGAUUCGACCCUGACCAAUUUGAUCCGGCUCUUAUGCCGAUAAUCUUAGGACAUGUUCCUGCUACUGUAUCCACGAAGCAAAUCGUCCACUAUGCUCAACUCAUUAAAUCUGGAACAUUUUUCCUACCAGGGAAAUUUAAACAAUACGAUUAUGGAAUACUAAAAAAUCUGAAAGUGUACGGCUCGAUAAAUCCACCGACAUACGAUUUGAGCAACAUCAAAACACCAGUCCAUUUAUACUACAGUAAAAACGACUGGUUAUCAAAUGUCAAGGAUGUGGAAAAAUUGUACAGCGAGUUGAGCAAUCCAUCCGGUAAAACCUUAAUAGCAAACCCGAAAUUUAAUCAUGUGGAUUAUGUGUUUGCCAAGGAUGUGAGGAAGCUUGUAUAUGAUCUGAUACUAGAUGAAAUGAAGAAGAAAUUAUAAUGAUUGCCGACAUCUGUUCCAUACAAUUCCUACGGUUAUGAAUUCACAAAUUUGACGAAUUGACUUGCUCAUCGGUUGAACUAUUUUGUCUCAAGAUCAAUACUUGUAUUCAAUAUAAUUCGAUAUGUAGCAGUUAUCAAUCUCUUGUUAAUGUGUUCGCAUUCUCAUAAAAUAUUUUGUUUAUUUGAAAUGUAAAAUGUAAAAUGUA